Geodia barretti is the source of this 3278-nucleotide messenger RNA. NCBI's taxonomy places the organism in Eukaryota, Metazoa, Porifera, Demospongiae, Tetractinellida, Geodiidae. The record is from the annotation of a GenBank genome assembly.
GUGUGUGCACAAAACAGUGAGAUACAUUGCACAGGACCAAGUAGGCCGAAACGACCCGAGCGCAGUAGACAAUUCGAGUCGAGUCAAAAACAGCAUGUUGCAGAACUUUCUCGCGGUAACAGCGGUUGUCGGACUUAUUUUCAUCCGCGGAGGCCACUGCCAGUGCUACACGGACCCAGGCUGCGGUGGAGAUACAAUAGACGUAACAGAAGCAGGGUCACCAAUAGCAGAUCAAGCAGACUGCUGUGUUGGAACUAACGCAGGUCUCUCAUACAACGAUGGCUCCUCCUGCAAUCUCUGUAUAGUUCAUGGGUUUGCUCAAGCUGCAUAUGAUGUGGUGGAGGAUGAACGGUUGGACACUAUGUUUCAAUUGAAUGUGAAGGGAAUGACACAAUUUGGUGGUCUUGUUGUCACUGGAGUCAUCACCGCCACAGCAGAUGGCACUGCAGUUGAUUCUGACUUUGAACGGCUAACACCAAUCCGAGUCACAAACAAUGCCGAGAUCAGACUCUUUGCUGCCAAUGAUGAGAUUGCUCUGGAAUACGAUGAUAGGGUCCUACUGACGUUUGCUCCCGACAAUCCUGCUCUCAUACCGGCUUACUUGCAAAUGGAGAGUAUGUGAGGGAUUCCGCAACAGUGAAACAUCAUAGACAAUGACUUGUUGGAGAUCAAUUUUUUGGAGUCUGACUAUUCGAUUGUGGAGGGAUCCGCAGAGCUCAGUUCUCCAAUCAUGAUUCAGUUGAGACAAAAUCAGAACCCAUUCACACUCAUGUUGAGUCCAGUCAGUAUUGAUACUGCGGAGAGCAAGGGACUUGGAGUUUCUUUAUUAAUUCCGAACCAUUUUACCUGGAUCCAGAGCAACUGCAGAUGACGAUUUCAGUGACAGUGCAAUCACAAUUACAGUUCCAGCCAACAGUAACCCAUCGUACAGAAUAGACCAGUUUUUCACAAUCAGUGACGACGAUAUUGAUGAGGACGAGCAGAGUUUUGCAAUAGUUGCUGAGAUAGGACAGGAUGUGCCUGAUGGUAUCAGCUGGUUCCAGACUGCAUUCGGACACACAGAGUGUUGUGGACGACGUGGAGCCACUGAAAUUAGAAUCACCGACAAUGAUCCUAUGAUCAUUGGGUUCACCCAACGCAUUCGAACAGUAUCAGAAGGUCAAGUGCCUGGAGUGGAUCUGUUCCAGCUGCAGAUCAAUGUUGAGAGCGUGAGGACAGCUGAAAGAGAGCAUCCAAUGGUGUUCCGUCUCCUGGAAGCCAGUACUAAUGCUACCGUUGAGACACUGAUAGCAUCUAGUCCUGUUUUUGAUGCUACAUUUGGUCUAAGGGCAAACCCCGAUGAUCCCAUUCAGGAAGCCCGUGACCUGGACCCGGGAACACGUACAAUUAAACCAUUGCUGCUUACAGCCAUCAGAAAUGACUUGAUUCCUGAGGACCUAGAAUGCUACACUAUACGCAUAUUCCCUGUCGAUGUUGCUGGUCGCCGCGAGCUGUUUGAAUGCAACGAAGACGCUGCUAUGGCAGAUAAAUACUUCUGUGAGCACACUAUCUGCAUCGAAGACAAUGAUGAGCCAUUUGAGGUUGCUUUUGUAAGAACAAUGUACACUGUUGAUGAGAGUGCGGGUCCCGUGUUGGUCUGUGUCAAUCUCACUCGACCUGAAUUUGACAUUCUUGAGGAAACUGUCAAUGUGUUUGUCACUGACUUCCCAACUUCCAUGUACAUCCCAGUUGGUGAUGUUCCUUUUGCGACCCCUGAUAUUCCUGACUUUCUCAGUCGGUAUCCGAUGGCAGAGAGAUCCGACUUUCAACAGCAGACUGCUCUCGUCAAUUCAAUUGACGAUAUCCUUAUUAGUCAACUGAUGAGAAUAGUCUGCUACAACCAGACCAUCUACGACGACCUACGUUUGGAGGCGAAUGAAUAUGCUGGCCUCAUGCUUGAAGUGAGGGAUAAUCCGCAAACCACAGUUCGUACUCUAGAAAAGGAUUUGUUUAAUGAAUCAUCCAUUCUUAUUGUGGACAAUGACAGGGCUGUGGUGGGUCUGGAGAUGACAUUUUUCAGUGUCUCGGAAGGUGUUGGUUACGUUGAGCUCUGUGCCAAUGUUUCAUUCCCGGAGAUCACCUGUCCUAUUGAAUUCCCAUUUGAAGUUGGGCUUUCAACUGCUGAUGGGACUGCAGUAGAAACCAUGGACUAUGGAGCAAUUAAUGAGACUCUGAUGUUUGAUACCUGUGAGACGAGGAAGUGUGUGAAUGUCACCAUAACAGAUGACCUGGUGGACGAGCCACUGGAGUUCUUCACCUACACCCUGACAAGGACACCUUCUCUAGACCCCAGGAUUGAGCUUAAUCCUACUAAUGGAAGAGUUGAGAUAAUCGAUAAUGAUGUCAAUAUAAAUGUUGGCUACGACCCAAUCUCAUACGUUGCAAGUGAAGGACAGGGAAGUGUGGAGCUUACAAUUGUCAUCUUUGACCCACCUGUUGGUGGAGCUCCACGCCCUUUCACACUUGUCAUCAACACACAAGAUGGCACUGCAAUUGCAGGUGCUCCAGAUAAUGACUAUAAUGCUGUAAUCGGUGAGAUUGUGCAGUUCAAUGUUGGGGACACCUUUCAGACACACACAAUCAUCAUCAACCAUGAUAUGAUGUGUGAAAACGACCCAAAUGAGGAGUUCUUCUCCAAUAUUGCCCUUGACUCUGGUGUACAACCAAUAUUUGUCAUUCAACCUCAAGCUACAGUCACCAUCAAUGAUGACGCAGAACCUGAAUGCCUGCCAAUUGAGGUGGGCUACGAGUUCUCAGUCUACACCACUACUGAGGGAAUUGGAGUCGUAACUCUGUGUGCUGUUACGAACUUCCCUGGUGGCUCUCCAAGAACAUUCACUAUUAAUGCCACCACUGAAGAUGGAUCUGCUGUCUCUGGUGAUGACUAUGUUGGAGUAGUUGAUGUUCCACUGAUGUUUCAAGUGGGAGAUGAUCGUGUAUGCCACGAUGUCGUAAUCAUUGACGAUGACGAUUGCGAGACACCUUUUGAAGACUUCUUCUCCAAUUUGGAGUAUGACAGUGGGGAUAUGCCUAUCAUUAUCACAAGAGAGAGAACAAGGGUCAUUAUCAACGACACUGCCGAGCCAGAGUGUGACCCAAUCACUGUUGGUUACGAUCCUGUCACAUACGUAACAACUGAAACUAGUGGAAGUGUGACUCUCACAGUUAGGGUCUUCAGUCAUCCCGGUGGAGCUCCACGACCUUUCACUCUUGCCCAUAAACACACAAGAUGGCACUGC